This is a messenger RNA of Symbiodinium natans, 546 nucleotides long. Lineage: Eukaryota; Dinophyceae; Suessiales; Symbiodiniaceae. The record is from the annotation of a GenBank genome assembly.
AUGGCGCUGCAGGUCCUUUCCUCGGGCCUGGGCUCUGUGAAGAAGGCGGCGAACCGGGUCACUCAACGAGAGUCGGCGCUGGAAAAGAACCUUAGAGAGGCCACCUCCAACCAAAACUGGGGUGUCCCCAACAGCCAGCUCCAUGACAUUGCACGCGCAUCCUUCGAUUUCCAAGAGUACCAGACCAUCAUCACCGAGAUCUGGGCCGGUUUGCAGGAAGCGAAGUCUAGAUGGCGGCGGGUCUUGAAGACGUUGAACCUUGUCGAGUUUUUGGUCAAGAACGGCAGCGAGCGGAUAAUUGAUGAAAUUCGCCGUGACCAGUACAAGGUCCGUCCGCUCAUGGACUUUAGCUACUCCGAAGAUGGCAAGGACAAGGGUGCAGCGGUUCGCGAAAAGACCAAAGCCAUCUUGGAGCUCAUCAGCGACAACGAGCUGCUGCGCUCGGAGCGGGACAAGGCCCGUACGCACCGAGAGAAGUUCAUGGGCAUGCCUGGGCCCUUCCAUUCUGGCGCUUUGAGGUUACGUGGAAAAGUUUGCAGAUUGUGA